CUAAUAGGGAGUACUACUACUUUUAAUAUGACCAAAACACCCCUGCCUUCUCUCCGUUCACGCUUUCUGCCACCUUCCUCCCCUGCAUGGCGCGCUUCUAUGCCUGUAGAGUCUCUCAUUCUCCAUCCCCUCUCUUUCUCUCUCUCACCAUGUUUCACCAGACAGAAACCUUACCAAUGCCAUUGAUGACCUCUACCUUCUAUUUAAACUCCCCUUUCCUCCAUUCCAUUCCAUUGAGAGUUCAAAUCUAGUGUUUCACAAUGGAAGGGGAAUCAUCAUCAUCAUCAUCAUCGUGGAGGUCAAGAUCGAUGGUGUCGGUGAAACAAGUGUUCCCUAGUGGUUCAGAGUCUGAGCUUCUUAGGAUUGAAAAUGUGGCUCUGUGGUUGAUGAACUACGAAGAUUUUCCGGUCGCCGACGUGAUUCGGGCAGGAAAAUUUUCGUUGAGGGUGGUGGUGCAGUCCAUUAGCCCUAUUCUGAUUUCGCUCUGCGUGGUGGGUGAUCUUCAAUGGCCCAUUACAAAGGAUGCCCCUGUGCUGCGCGUCGGCUGCCGUAGCUUUGCAUUCGCAAUGCCGGGACUCCUCUAUGGAGUUCAGUUUCCUGAGAGCUGCUGCUUGGAACAGUUGCAGGUCCUUGCUAGUCUCUUCGAGAAGUUCGCUCACUUUGAGGAUCACUCCAUGAUAGCUACUGAUUUGAUGACAGGAAUUGAGUUCUCUGUGCCCGACUUUCAUCCCCGAUUCUGGGCAGUAUCCCAGCCGAAGAUCCAACGGAUCACGGUGCCCCAGCUCAAUAGGAUUGGAACCAUGGUAGGAAAAGCAUCAACUUUCCUGGAAGGCAUGAACGAGGGACUAAUGAAGGUUACCCGAAUGUCAGGGGUAGCCAAGCUGAUCACCAAAGGCGUUCUAGUGGGAGCCCUGAACCAAGAUCAUAUCGAUAUUUUCGACACAAGGCCCCGACCCGAUGAAAGUAAGGAUCCGAAUUCUUCCCGAGCUUUCCCGACCAUUUUUAUGUUCUCCGACGUCGUCGAAGCCGUGGAAGUUACCGGGAUUUUCUUCUCCGGCAAUAUUCUAUCAAUGCCAGAGUGUCAUCCGACGUGGAAUCCAGUACAAGGUGUGAAGCUAUGGAACAUAAACAAGAAGGGGUUAAUGUUGGUUCUUCACGCACUAACUUCGUCGGCGGCGAUCUACAACGGAGAUGUGGAGGACAUGGCGGCGGGGAAGAGUUCCGGGGAGAAUAUGGUGAAUUUGGAUGCAAUGGAAGAAGAUGGUAUGGGAGAAGAAGCAGUGAUAGAAGAAGGGGGAAAGGAUGACAUGGAAGAUGAAGACCAGGCCAGAAUGCUUAAUGUGAUCAAAUUUCCAAUAAUGAAGGGGACUGAUUAGACAGUGCAUGGUGGGCCGAAGCCCAGUGAGAAAUCCCAAGAUGGGCCUGUUAACAUGGAAGUUGUUUGAAACUGAAAGAGGGAUAUAUGGCUGCGGUGUUAAAAACUGUCUUUGAUUUAUGUUGGUGUGUCGAUGUUGUAUGGCAGAAUAAAUCUAACAGUUAAUAAAGUUCAAUAAUUGUUUCCUUUCUUAA
Messenger RNA from Macadamia integrifolia, 1569 nucleotides. RefSeq lists its product as uncharacterized. The record is from RefSeq and is a predicted model, not a curated record. The coding region runs from base 261 to 1376 and encodes 371 amino acids. NCBI's taxonomy places the organism in Eukaryota, Viridiplantae, Streptophyta, Magnoliopsida, Proteales, Proteaceae. Gene Ontology annotation, cellular component: plasma membrane. The transcript has 2 exons.